AGUCGUAGCUUGACCCGAACAAACAAAGAAAUCAAAAGACAAAGAAGAUCAAAAAUGGUAGCAGCUAAAAUAGCACCGUCGAUGUUGUCCUCCGACUUCUCCAAUUUGGCCUCAGAGGCCCAUCGCAUGCUCUCUUUCGGCGCCGAUUGGCUUCACAUGGACAUCAUGGAUGGGCACUUUGUCCCAAAUCUUACUAUUGGUGCUCCAGUCAUUGAGAGUCUGCGGAAGCACACAAAGGCCUAUUUGGAUUGCCAUCUUAUGGUCACAAAUCCUCUUGAUUAUGUGGAACCAUUUGGAAAAGCUGGGGCUUCAGGGUUUACAUUUCAUGUUGAGGCAUCCAAAGAUAACUGGAAAGAAAUUGUUCAAAAAAUUAAGGCAAAAGGCAUGACGCCAGGUGUAUCACUAAAACCCGGGACACCAGUUGAAGAAGUGUUUCCAUUGCUAGAUGAUGAAAAUCCUGUGGAGCUGGUUCUUGUGAUGACCGUGGAACCUGGAUUUGGUGGGCAGAAGUUUAUGCCUGAAAUGAUGGAUAAGGUACGAACUCUGAGAAAAAAGUACCCAACACUUGACAUAGAGGUAGACGGUGGUUUAGGACCUUCAACCAUUGAUAUUGCGGCUGCUGCUGGAGCAAACUGCAUCGUUGCAGGAAGUUCAGUUUUUGGAGCUCCUGAGCCUGCCCAAGUCAUAUCAGUUCUAAGAAAGAGUGUGAAUGAAGCUCAAAUAUCUAAGUAAUAUGGCUGAAGCCCCAAAAAAAAAUGAACUGUGAGGAAUACAAGUGUUGUUUGUACUUUAUAGAAUAAAGAUCUAUGAGUUUUCUAAACCAUGAGAUAAUUGUAGGAUACGUCUUUGGCAUCAUGUCAGCUGGUUGUCUUGUAUGCAUUUGGUUGAAUACUAUGAAGCGUGGUAGAAGCUUACAGUUUUCAUGAGACAUUUUUAUUUUAAA
Daucus carota subsp. sativus is the source of this 943-nucleotide messenger RNA. RefSeq names its product ribulose-phosphate 3-epimerase, cytoplasmic isoform. Gene Ontology annotation, cellular component: cytosol. The transcript has 8 exons. NCBI's taxonomy places the organism in Eukaryota, Viridiplantae, Streptophyta, Magnoliopsida, Apiales, Apiaceae. Gene Ontology annotation, molecular function: metal ion binding; D-ribulose-phosphate 3-epimerase activity. The record is from RefSeq and is a predicted model, not a curated record. Gene Ontology annotation, biological process: pentose-phosphate shunt, non-oxidative branch; pentose-phosphate shunt; carbohydrate metabolic process. The coding region runs from base 55 to 732 and encodes 225 amino acids.